Messenger RNA from Neltuma alba, 2154 nucleotides. RefSeq names its product F-box/LRR-repeat protein At1g67190-like. Gene Ontology annotation, molecular function: protein binding. NCBI's taxonomy places the organism in Eukaryota, Viridiplantae, Streptophyta, Magnoliopsida, Fabales, Fabaceae. The coding region runs from base 227 to 1486 and encodes 419 amino acids. The transcript is spliced from 2 exons. The record is from RefSeq and is a predicted model, not a curated record.
UCCCCUGGACGGAGAGAGAUAGCCAUCUUCCCUGAUUCGCAGCUCCAGACUUCAUUCGCUUUCCUUCUUUCUGUUGUUCUUCGAAUCCAAUUCCAUAUAAACAACCUCACCGUUUCUAACUUCUAUCUUUUUCUUCCUCUAGUACGACUUUUCGCUGUUCCGAUUAUCUGUCCCGAUUUCUCCUCCAGAACCUGAUCGUUACAUUCUCCUGUGAUUGUUUUUUACGAUGGAGCACCUUCCUGUUGAAGUGAUUGGUAACAUACUAUCCCAUCUUGGGUCCGCUCGGGAUGUUGUAAUUGCAUCGGCAACUUGCAAGAAAUGGAGAGAAGCUUGGCGCAAUCAUCUCCACACUCUUUCAUUCAAUUCUAGUGAUUGGCCCAUCUAUCAUGAAUUAACUCCUUGUAGAUUGGAAAUACUUAUUACUCAAACAAUCUUCCAAACCAGAGCACUGAAAUGCCUAACCAUUUACAUGGAUGAUGUUGAUGAGUUCUCUGCUGCCCCAGUCAUUGCAUGGCUUAUGUAUACCAAGGAUUCCUUGCGACAGUUACGUUAUAAUGUAAGGACAACCCCAAAUUUCAACAUGAUCGAAAAAUGUGGCAGGCAAAAGCUGGAAACGUUGGCAUUAGCUCAUAACUCCAUUACAGGUGUUGAGCCCUCUUAUCAGAAAUUUCCUUGCCUGAAAUCCCUCUCCCUGAGUUUUGUUAGCAUCUCAGCAUUGGAUCUGAGCCUUCUACUUAGUGCUUGUCCAAGACUUGAAACCUUGUCUAUUGUUAGUCCAGAAAUUGCCAUGUCAGACGCACAAACUUCCAUGGAGCUUAGCAGCUCGUCUUUGAAGCAUUUUUAUGUUGAGUCAUUCGGUUUGGACAAGUUUAUAUUGGAGGCAGAUUUGCUUGAGAAUUUGCAUUUGAAAGAUUGUACUUUUGAGGUUUUUGAAUUGGUCAGCAAGGGAAACUUGAAAGUGCUGAAGAUUGAUGAUGUGAGUGUUAUCCAUCUCGAUAUUGGUGAGACUACAGAGAAUCUUGAGAUUGUAGAUGUCAGUAACUUCACAAUCACCUGGCCGAAAUUUUAUCAUAUGAUCUCAAAAGCAUCAAAGCUACACAGGCUCCGGCUGUGGGGUGUUGUAUUUGAUGAUGAGGAUGAAGUUGUGGAUAUAGAGUCAAUUUCUGUUUGUUUUCCUCUUUUGACACACUUAUCCUUAAGUUAUGAUUUAAGAGAAGGAGUACUUCAUUAUGGCUUGCAGGGUUUGUCUCUUUUAGUGAAUGUGCUUGUGCUAGAGCUGGGAUGGACGGCAAUUAAUGACCUCUUCUCGGUUUGGGUAGCCGGGCUGUUGGAAAGAUGUCCCAAUUUGAAGAAGUUGAUCAUUUAUGGGGUUGUUUCAGAGGUCAAAAGCCAUGAAGAGUGUCAAAUCUUUGCCAAAUUUACUGAAUCGAUUCUGCAACUUGGACGAAAAUAUAUGCGUGUAAAGGUCGAGUUUGAAUAUGAAUAGUGAGUAAUGCAGUGAUGCAGUAUCAUGCAUCUCUGUCAAAGUUUCAGUUUAUUAUAAUUCUGUUAGAACUCAGAAGGUGUUUAUCCCAUGAGUUUCCAUGCUUCGUGGUGUUUCAUCAAGUGCCAAACAAAACAGUUCAUCAAAUGUGAAGUUGCAGAUUCUUUUUGUAAAUGACUAAAUGAGAUAAUUCUAAAUUUUCCACAUAUAUUUAUUUCUGCCCGUGGCUCUUAAGCCUGUACCAUGAAGAUCACUUUGCUGAUUUCCUUCAUCUGCUUAUGUUUCCUUUUUUUUUUCUUUUUCCCCUGUUGGGAGGUGGUUUUGUAUGAAUAAUUGGUUCUUCUGCUCUGCUGCCCCACCAUCUUACGUAUCCUAGAUUUGAUUAGUGUUAGCUCUUUCGUACUUGAGAUUUCCUACAUUGUAUUUAUUUUGGUGUCUCUGGAUUCCUUCUGGAAGAUCUGAAAGAGGAUUGCUAACAUUGCCCUGCGCAAUCUUCACUUGCUGAACAUCGUGCUUUUAAAGGCCCUAUCCUUUGUCUUGAAUGAUUGAAUGGCUCCUUUUUCUUUCACAAGGCUGUGUAUAUUUCACGAGUCUGGAUCACUCCCCUUGCUAACCCAUAUUCAAUAAUGAACACUGAUUUCGAAUUAUAGAAAAUACAGGCCUUCUCCUCU